AUGCCCUCGAAGUACACGAUGCUUAACGCGUCGAGGGGACCGCACUACCUCGAGCGUCGCGACGUUUACCAUCCCCUGGCCGCGCUGGAUGUCGCCGACAUGCAGGGGCUGAUCAUGCAAAUAGGCGUGGACUUCGCCCUGUACGGAAUGCAGAGCGCGCUCUCCAUCGCAGCCGUCGCUGUUCUGGCACGCCGCGAAGGCCCAUCUCGCUUCAUGAUGGGCGUAAUCCUUGUGCUUCUGGUAUCCUCUUUGCUUGGGGUCAUCAGCAAUGCGCUCUUCUACCUGGUCCAGUUACCAUGGGAACUUGGCACGUCAGUUCAUGACGUGAUGAGGCUGCUCGUCCGCCUCGACAUAAUGGGAACCGUCGCAAACAACUUCAACUACCUAGUGAGCGACGCAGUUGUCGUCUGGCGAGCGUAUAUCCUGUGGUCGGACAGUCUUGUGGCGAAAGGAAUUCUGCUCUCUUUCCUGACUGGAACGUUGGGUAACACGCUCGCGCAGCUCGUAUACCUCUACAUGCCCUCAUCUCCGCUCGUGGACUAUCAUAUAGCAAUACAAUCAGAUGUCAAGCUGGCGUUUCUCCUCGCCACCAACGUCGUUGCGACGGUACUGAUCGGCAUCAAAUUCUGGUACUACCGCCGCGACAUCAAGGGCGCUCUUGGUCUAUUCACGCGAAAGAGUCAAGUCGAGAAAGUGCUUGUCCUACUCCUGGAAUCUGGUAUCACGUACUGUGCCAUUUGGAUAGCCUACACGAUCAUUUGGACUGACGCGGAGAGACUGAACAUCUCGUACUACACCAGCGACACCUUUGGCUCCGCUAUUCACAACAUCGCUGGGAUUUACCCGACGUUCGUUGUCCUCGUCGCCAUGCAGAGUAACACGACACAAGAGCUUCUUGGCACGCAAGUAUCGCAAGCAAUGCGCUUUGCGGAUCUGCCCAUGAUGAGCAUCGCAAGCGAACCAGAAUCACAAGAAGCAAGUGCGAUGCGCGACCCUUCGCUUCACCUCGAGCAGACGAACGACCAGUCGAGCUAUACAUCCACCGAGGACAGCAGACCAGAUACAGCGGAAAACUCUGAUCACGGUGCAUUAGGGGAUGCUCGAAAGUCGAACGAAAAAGACAACGGGAUAGCGCUAACCUCAAUCUUUGGAAGGAGGGCGGCGGUGCGCCUCAUGGGCGAAAUGGGUCCUGCAAUGUCCGCGAUGAAUUUCUCACCCACUGCAGAUGAGUUUGCGGGCCCGCGUUCGCUGGCCAUAGUCAUCGGGCUGGAGUCCGGGCAUGCUCUCGUGCCUCCGGAGAUGACAGACGAGCAUCGCAAGACAAUCAUCACCAGCCAGCUGCGAGUGAUUGAUACCCUGUCCGUGAUGGCGCAGACAAUCCUGCAAUGUAAAUUCGCAGCGGAAUAUGUCCCGCGCGCAGUGCAGAAAUGGCGCGACAGCGCGGGGGUGCUGUGUCCUGCCGUUAUGGUUCUCAACGAGAUCAAAUGGAGCCCUACCUUCGUGCGCUUCCUAUUCCUAGAGAAGAACCACGACCUUUUGGCCAUGCAGCUCCGCCGCACGCUGGAGGCCGUCGACGAGAUCGACAAGAUGGACGAAGAGGACCAUGCGAGAGUCAUGAACUUUCUUGCUACCCUCAUCCUCAUUCACGACCGCAAGGGCAUAUCUAACGCCGAUGCUAAUGCGCUUGGUCCAAAACUCUUCCACUGGUCGAUGACCAGAUACUCGCCCGACAUCGAGAAGAACCCUGCAGAGCGUUGCCUCGUUCUGCUGACGAAGCCGGCCGCCAUGGCGAUCUCCUACAUUCCCGAGAUGCGAAAAACCUUUAUGGAGGGAAUCGAGACUUGCACUGGGUCCACAUGCCGCAAGACCGAAGCGGUUGGCGGCGGACCUUUACUAUGCUGCCCAAAAUGCAAGUCGGCCAUGUAUUGCAGCAGCGAACACAUGCAGGCGCAUGCAUCGUCGCACAAAUAUUUCUGCUUCGACGUCGACUAUCUGUAG
Molecule: messenger RNA, 1998 nt
Organism: Schizophyllum commune H4-8
Lineage: Eukaryota; Fungi; Basidiomycota; Agaricomycetes; Agaricales; Schizophyllaceae
Exons: 17
Coding region: 1-1998 (665 amino acids)
Source: RefSeq, a predicted model, not a curated record